AUGGAUAAAAACGCAUUUCUGCACAGGCGGAAGGAAAGAAAAGAAGUUUUCCUUUACAUCGCUGGAGUAUCAUUAGUCUUUUACUGUUCAGUCAUCUUAAUAUUCAAAGUUGCUGACACUUCUCGAGAGCUCAAUCCUCCACGAACACGCCGGGAUGUGGAAAAUGAAACACAGUGCGUAUCCCCACCAUCCUCGGAAUUUCCCGAAGGUUUUUUCACUGAGCAAGAGAGGAAGGACGGCGGAAUUAUUAUAUAUUUUAUGAUUAUUUUUUACAUGUUGCUGGCAGUAUCGAUUGUAUGCGAUGAUUACUUCUUACCGUCUCUAGAAGUUAUCAGUGAGCGUCUUGGGCUUUCUCAAGACGUUGCUGGUGCGACGUUUAUGGCAGCCGGCAGCUCCGCCCCAGAGCUGGUAACAGCCUUUUUAGGUGUUUUUGUCACAAAGGGAGACAUUGGGAUCAGCACAAUAGUCGGAUCUGCAGUUUACAAUCUCCUAGGUAUUUGUGCAGCCUGUGGACUCCUGACCUCGAUGGUUGGACGGCUCACCUGUUGGCCUUUGUUCAGAGACUGUAUUGCGUAUGCAAUAAGCAUUGCAGCUGUAAUUGCCAUCAUCUCUGAUAACAAGGUGUACUGGUACGAUGCAGCAUGCUUGUUACUGGUGUACGGAGCAUACAUUGUGGUGCUGUGCUUCGACAUUCGAAUCAAUGAGUACAUGAUGCGCAAGUUCAGCCCCUGUUGCGUCUGCCUGACCAAAGCCAUGGAGGACAGGAGUGAGCAGCAGCCCCUGAUUGGCUGGAGUGACCACAGCAGCCCACUGGUCCACCAGCGGUCCCGGACCGACAGUGGAAUCUUUCAGGAUGAUUCUGGCUACUCCCACCUCUCCCUCAGCCUGCAUGGGCUCAAUGAGAUUUCAGAAGAACGGAGGAGUGUCUUUGCGAUGCCCGACAAUGACCUGAGGAGAAUUUUGUGGGUGCUGUCACUGCCCCUCAUCCUGCUGCUAUAUCUGACCAUUCCAGACUGCCGCAAACGCUUCUGGAAGAGAUGUUUCAUGCUCACCUUCCUCAUGUCUGCCCUGUGGAUCUCUGCAUUCACCUAUGUACUUGUGUGGAUGGUCACAGUAGUGGGAGAGACUCUGGGAGUUCCAGACACGGUGAUGGGCCUCACACUAUUAGCUGCUGGCACAAGCAUUCCUGACACGGUCGCCAGCGUUAUGGUUGCCAGAGAAGGGAAAGGAGACAUGGCAAUGUCCAACAUCGUGGGGUCCAACGUGUUUGACAUGCUGUGCCUGGGGCUGCCAUGGUUUAUCAAGACCGUUUUCGUAGACAUAUCCUCACCUGUGGAGGUCAACAGCACAGGGCUCAUUUACACAGCUUGCACCCUCCUCCUCUCCAUCGCAUUCCUCUUCGCUGCUGUGCACAUCAACGGCUGGAAGCUAGACUGGAAGCUUGGCCUCACCUCCCUGGUCCUCUAUAUCCUCUUUGCCACCCUGUCCAUCCUGUAUGAAUUGGGAAUCAUCGGCAAUAUCCGCGUAACAGCCUGCCAGGACUAACCAGGAAACCAGCAGCCGCUGGCGGGCCGGUAGGGGUAGGGCUCAGCCUACUUCAGGAAAUACUGGACAGGUCAAUGGUGCAACUGCAUUCCUCCUUAUCUCCUUCCUCUCCAAGCUGAUAACUGUUUAUAAUCAGUCCUCCUUCAAGAGGAAGACAGAGGAUGAAGA
This is a messenger RNA of Megalops cyprinoides (Indo-Pacific tarpon), 1713 nucleotides long. Its product is annotated as sodium/potassium/calcium exchanger 5-like. Gene Ontology annotation, biological process: melanocyte differentiation; intracellular calcium ion homeostasis; calcium ion transmembrane transport. The transcript is spliced from 9 exons. Lineage: Eukaryota; Metazoa; Chordata; Actinopteri; Elopiformes; Megalopidae. The record is from RefSeq and is a predicted model, not a curated record. Bases 1 to 1545 code for a protein of 514 amino acids. Gene Ontology annotation, cellular component: membrane. Gene Ontology annotation, molecular function: calcium channel activity; calcium, potassium:sodium antiporter activity.